Folsomia candida is the source of this 1837-nucleotide messenger RNA. RefSeq names its product ammonium transporter 1. NCBI's taxonomy places the organism in Eukaryota, Metazoa, Arthropoda, Collembola, Entomobryomorpha, Isotomidae. Gene Ontology annotation, molecular function: ammonium channel activity. The coding region runs from base 220 to 1578 and encodes 452 amino acids. The record is from RefSeq and is a predicted model, not a curated record. The transcript has 9 exons. Gene Ontology annotation, cellular component: plasma membrane. Gene Ontology annotation, biological process: ammonium transmembrane transport.
UAAUGGGUUUGCGGCUCAAUUAUUAUUAGUUUUCAAACUUAUCGAAUAAUAGUUGGUCAGUUGUAUCUCAAUAUUUAUUAUUUUUGAUAAAAGUUGGCCCGUUGUAUCUACAUAUUUAUUACUUUGGAGGCAUGGAUUAAUCAGUUUCUGGUUUGUGCUUGAGCCAGUACUAAAAAUUACCUCCGCGUAAUAAAUGUAGGAAUUUAUAUAGCUGGAAGCAUGAAUAGUACAAACAAUUUCAGUGAAAAUAGUGGUAAAGGUCAGGUCUACGAUUCGGGGGACAUAGCCUGGACCUUAUCAUGCACAACGCUAGUUUGGCUCAUGGUCCCUGGGAUCGGGUUUUUCUACUCUGGCCUGGCACGGUCACGGAGUGCACUAUCAUUAAUCAUUUUGUGCUGUUGGUCCAUUGCUGUGGUCUCGAUUCAGUGGUUCCUAUUCGGCUACUCGUUAGCAUUAAGUGAUGGGAGCAAGUGCCCCUUUAUCGGUGGCGUGGAUCGUGUCCUCCUCUACGGACUGGAUGGCCCCAACUACGACGACGGUGGUGGUAACAGGGUCGUCCCGGAAGUGCUUUUUUGCAUUUAUCACUCCAUGGUGGCCGGAAUAACGCCUGCCCUGGUCGUGGGGGCAGUCGCGGAGAGGGGUCGCUUUCUUCCAACGCUUACUGCACAGGUCGUGUUCAUGUUUAUCUGGAGUACCUUGGUGUACGACCUUGUCGCGUAUUGGACCUGGGGGCAGGCGGGGUGGGCGAAUAAAUUGGGAGCGUUGGAUUUUGCUGGGGGCACGCCAGUUCACGUCGCGUCGGGCGCUGCUGCGAUUGCUUAUGCGAUGCAGCUCGGGGAGCGAGAGGGCAGACACGUUCUCAAUUACAAGCCUCACAAUUUGGUCCAAGUCGUUCUGGGCACUUCACUCAUGUGGUUUGGCUGGUUUGGGUUUAAUUCAGGUAACGCCAUGGGUGCGAACGCGAGGGCGGCGAUGGUCCUUCUGGUCACGAAUUUAUCAGCAUCGUUCGGUGGGAUCACGUGGGCAUUGGUGGAUUACAGGAAGAAUAAAUCGUUUUCUGCGUUGAGCUUCUGCUUCGGGGCGGUGGCAGGUCUUGUCUCCGUAACUCCCGCUUCCGGAUUUAUCCGUCCCGCCUCAGCCCCGGUAUUUGGUAUCAUUGGCGCCAUAGCAUGCCGCUGGGCGUCCGGGUUGAAGCACGCCAUCCGACUUGACGACGCACUCGACGUGGUCACCGUUCACGGUGUGGGUGGCCUCAUAGGCACCCUGCUUACAGGAAUAUUUGCGGAAAGGGGGAUGGCUGCUUGGGACGGAAUUACGUGCAUCGAGGGUGGUUGGAUUGAUGGGAACUGGAUGCAAGUGCCGGUUCAGAUUGGCCACUGUGUUGCAGGAGGAGUUUGGUCGUUUAUCGUGACCUACGCAAUUUUGUGGAUUAUGAAUAAAAUUCCAGGAUUGAAAUUAAGGGUUGACACGGCUUCGGCCAAAUUUGGUUUGGAUAAGGGCGAAAUUGGUGAAUGUGCGUAUGAAAGAGUUCCUCCCGUUCCUCCGGGGGGUGAAGGAUCGGGGUCGGAUCCGUCGUAAAGCUAUUAAAUAGUUAUGCAUAUUUUGAAAUUUUUGUACCAUAUUUUCAAUUUUUGUUAAACAUUUUAAUGUUCAAUUUUUGUUACACAUUUUAUUAUUUUUCAACGCUUAAUAUUUGUAAUCAAUUAAAUAAACUACGUUGUUUAAAUUAAGAACUUUUCAGCUAUUAUGAUACUAAUUUACGUUCACACCUUUUAUAACAAUGUGUACUUAAUUUGAAGGUAUUAAAGUAUUCCGUCGUGUAUAAUGUUAUUCAUAA